UUCUCCUGCUGGGACCGUGACCUCCCACAGCCGGGCUGGAAACAUUAGAAGGGACCGAGGCAGCGAGAUGUCUAAAAUAGGAAGACGCCGGGACGAUUGGCCUGGCUGCCUGCGACGCUGGCUGCGGGGUCUGGCCGGGGCUGUGCAGAUGGAAAAGCUAAGAGACAUUUCCUGCAGUGUGGGGGAUGCAGAACUGACUCAUCCCUCCAUUCAGUUAGUCAUUAACUUUUUUCUGAGCAUCUACUCCACGCCAGACACUGCCAGGUGCUGGCUUAACAGCGCCGAGCAAGGAGCAAGGCACAGCGGCGUCUGGCCUCGUGGAUCCCGAAGAAUACAGACCAACACCAUAGGCUUGUGGGAGGAGUGCACCAUUUUGGCCCAAUCAGGGAAGGCUGCCUGGGUGAGGAGGCAUGUGAACUGGACAGCAAGAGAAGACCAGGAUUUGCAUGGGCUGCGCAGGGGAAGUCACAUGGAUAUGUCCUCUGGACCCUUGCACCAGCCGCCGAGCAAACCUCACCAGCAGGGGCCCAUUGACGGACCGCCAAGCUGGUCCCCGUGUCACAGGAUUAGAAGCAGCCCUGCCACGACCUUCUCGACACCGUACCUAUUUCUGUGUCCCCGUGCUGGCAGUCCUGAUGGAGAGAUCCUCAGAAGCGGAACUGCUGUGUCAAAAGGCACCAGAACUUAAAAUGCGGAUCAGUGUGGCAUUCUGGAGCACUUUCUCCUCACCACUGGGAACAAGCAGAGCAAAUCCUCUGGGGCCUAGAGAGGCCUACGGGGGCCAGUCAGGAUCGGGACCGCGGCCUCUCAAGCACUCCUCGAGGACUGUGGGUUCCAGAGGCACACCUGCGCGUCAACGCCUUCCUCCAUCUCUCCAUAUUCAGCCAGCCCCCCACCCAGCCCCCCACCUGUCCCCCUACUCGCCCAUCCCUCCCUCCCUCUGUCCAUCCACCAGGGCAAAAGGGGUUUUGGCAAGAGGACAGGACCAGCUGGGUCAGGUGGUACUGAGCAGCCCAGCGAGCUGGGGACACAACAGUGACCACCAGGUUUGACAACACAGCACGAGCUGGGCAGAGACGGGAAAGCCCAAGUAACCGUGGGACCCCUGAGGUAGAGCACCUGACCUGGGGGGGCUUCCUGGAGGAAGAGCGUCUAUGCAGGAACCAGAGGGACACAGACACGUUUGCCACGUAGAAAGGGGGUGUCCAGGCUGAGGGGUCAGCCCAAGGUCAAGAGGAGAGAGCAGUCAGCUUGUUUGAGGAACUGACAGGAAGAAAGUCUGGCUGUAAUGUGGAGCGCGGGAGGGGCCGACGCGGAGGGAGCGCUGUCCUCACAGGGCCCUGGAGAGAUGGCAAAGCAGAUGGUGGGGUCCUUGAUUAGAGACCAGGCUCUGGGGCUGGGUGAGUGGUGGGGGUGCAGUGUAGGGAGUGAGGAGCCAGCAGGAGAAGCAAUUUGGAGACGGGUGAUUAAUUCGAUGAGUUUAGGGUGCGGAGGGUGUUCCAGGGGAGAUGUCCGAUGUCAGUGUGCACGCGGGCUGGGCGUCGGGGUUGGAAGGGACCUCCCUGUGCAGGGAGGACGCUGGGCAGAGCCGGGUGGAGCUGAGCCCCUCACCCAUCCCUUUCUUUGCUGCAGCUCGAGGCCCGCCUGUGUCCAGCCACACGCUGCGUGCUGGGGAGGGGCCCAGCAGCUUCUAGCUGUUGUGGUUUUUCUUGCCUGGCAGCAGGAGCCCAGGGGGAGCCCAGCGGUUCCUCUGAACGAGCUGUCGUAACUAUGGCUGUUCCUCCCAUGUCCCUCCCCCUCUGCAGCCCACAGAGCGCCUUUGUCAUACCCCUCAGGCACCGUGGAAGGAAGGGGCCCCCGCCAUUCAUAUGCGCUCUUGAACAUUCAAGGGACCAUGAUUUACGGAGCGCCUGGUAGAUGCCAUCCUAGCCGUGGGACAGCAGGCUAGGUAGACCCAGGCAGACUGGCUUCUGCCGUCAAGGUGCCACCAGGGGAGGCAAACAGUAAAUGUAUAAAUCGAGUCCAGAGUGGUAUUUGGAGAAAGAAGCUUGGUGGGGGGUGAUGGGGUGGUGGGCAGCUGGGAUCCGGGGGGCUUCUAGGAGGAGGCAACAUUGAAACUAUAGGUCUGAAGGACGAGUCAGAGUUAGACAAGAAAAAAAUGGGGGGGGGGGAGUAUUUGAGUGGAUGGGAACAGCCUGCUGAAGGCUCAGAGAUGAGAGAGUGCCAGGUGGAAUGGAAUGGAAGCAGUCAGUGUAUUAGAACCAGGGCACGCUGCCUCCAGGUGGCAGUGGUUUGGACAGGGGUGUGGUGAUGGGAAAGAAACUCAGGAGUCAGGCUCAGGAGUUUGGACUUUGAGGGCGAUGGGGAGCCAUGGAAUGUCUUAAGCAGGCAGUGCUCUGCUCAGAUUUACAUGUGGGAGAAUUCACAGACAGAAAUUGAAAACACCCAGUCUUAGCCCAGGAAGACCCAGGAUCAUCUCAUCCAAGGCAAGAUCCCCUCCACCUUCGUGUAGGUCCCUUCACAGGUGAGGUAGGUCAGUAGGGCUUGCACACCUCCAGGGACCUAGACCUCACUACCUCUGGAGCCGGGCCUCAAUGAUGAUGUGACAAGCCCUGUCAGAACCCCACAGGCACGUUUCGAGAAUCCAGUCUUGCAAUCUGGAUACCCCGGGGCUUUUAACACGCACCGCGGUUAACACACGAGGUGGGUUGGGCCGCACCACGGCGUGGAAAAUGGCCCGGCAGCUGGCGCUGGAAUGCAGCGCCGCCACCUACGGGGGCGAUUGACUUGUUGCGUGCGAGCGCUCCGGAUGCCACCUGGUAAGCCUGUCGGCAGGAUGCUGAAGAAAUAAAUCUGUUCACGAAGAUGCGCCACCCCCUCCCCGCGGCGACAUCACCCCCCUCCCUCCCACCCCCGCUCCCACCGGGGCCGGGAGCUGCUGCGCCUGCCCCGCAGCGCCACCGUGUGGGCGAGGCGGGUCACGGCGGAAAGUCUGUCGCUCAACUCCAAGUACUCAGCGCUGGGCCAGGGAAGGAACGGGGUGGGUCACUGGCCUUCCAGGCUGCAAGGCACACCAGGUCCUUUUCUCAUUAGAUUUUUAAAAUUUGUUUUCCAGAAUGGACGUAUAUUUGCGGGCUGUUUAAAAUUAUUUCAAGAGUAUACGCUUACUGAAAGAGAUAGGCAAACUCGAUAGACCAUACAAAGCUGCGAUCGAGUUUCCUCCCAGCAUCCAGGCCGUCCACCCCCGCAGACAUCCGCGGAUUGCAUCCUGGCUAAUAGGCUUCGAAAUUUUCCUCAACAGAAAAAAUUCCUGUAUACAUUUCCCUUUGUCCCACCUGUUCUCCGUUUCCUUUUCCUUAUUUUUCCCCUAUGUAUACAUAAACAAAUGA
Messenger RNA from Mustela erminea (ermine), 3389 nucleotides. RefSeq lists its product as uncharacterized. The transcript is spliced from 5 exons. Bases 68 to 688 code for a protein of 206 amino acids. The record is from RefSeq and is a predicted model, not a curated record. NCBI's taxonomy places the organism in Eukaryota, Metazoa, Chordata, Mammalia, Carnivora, Mustelidae.